Aspergillus terreus NIH2624 is the source of this 903-nucleotide messenger RNA. RefSeq names its product 40S ribosomal protein uS2 (gene rps0). Lineage: Eukaryota; Fungi; Ascomycota; Eurotiomycetes; Eurotiales; Aspergillaceae. The coding region runs from base 1 to 903 and encodes 300 amino acids. Gene Ontology annotation, molecular function: structural constituent of ribosome. The record is from RefSeq and is a predicted model, not a curated record. The transcript has 2 exons. Gene Ontology annotation, cellular component: ribosome; 90S preribosome; cytosolic small ribosomal subunit. Gene Ontology annotation, biological process: cytoplasmic translation; ribosomal small subunit assembly.
AUGGCCCCCUCUCAGCUUCCCCCGAUGUUCAACCCCACCCCCCAGGACAUUGAGAUGCUCCUGGCUGCUCAGUGCCACCUGGGUUCCAAGAACCUCCAGGUGCACAUGGAGCCUUACCUCUGGAAGACCCGUCCCGACGGUGUCAAUGUCAUCAACAUUGGCAAGACCUGGGAGAAGAUCCUCCUGGCUGCCCGUAUCAUUGCCGCCAUUGACAACCCCGCCGACAUCUGUGUCAUCUCCGCUCGUCCCUACGGUCAGCGUGCUGUCCUGAAGUUCGCUUCCCACACCGGUGCCACCGCCAUUGCCGGCCGUUUCACCCCCGGUAACUUCACCAACUACAUCACCCGCUCUUUCAAGGAGCCCCGUCUCAUCAUCGUGACCGACCCCCGCACCGACGCCCAGGCCAUCAAGGAGGCCAGCUACGUCAACAUCCCCGUCAUCGCUCUGUGCGACACUGACUCCCCCACCGACUUCGUUGACGUUGCCAUCCCCACCAACAACAAGGGUCGUCACUCCAUCGGUCUGGUCUGGUGGCUCCUUGCCCGUGAGGUCCUCCGUCUCCGCGGUACCCUCGCUUCCCGCGAGGCCGAGUGGGACGUCGUUGUCGACCUCUACUUCUACCGUGACCCUGAGGCCGAGGAGAACAAGGAGAUCGCCGAGGAGGCCAAGGUCCCCGGUGCUGAUGAGAUCGGCGCUGGUGCCGUCGAGUCCGGCUUCGCUGGUGAGAACUGGGAGACCCAGGCUCCUGGUGCCGGUGUCCCUGGCACUGCUUUCGCUGCUGCUAGCGCUGCUGGCGCUACCAGCUGGGAGGCUGAUGGCGCUGACUGGGCUGCCAGCUCUGCUGCUGCCCCUGCCGAGAGCUGGGCUGCUGAGGCCCAGGGUGCCGAGGGUGCCAAGUGGUAA